This is a messenger RNA of Meloidogyne enterolobii, 1220 nucleotides long. NCBI's taxonomy places the organism in Eukaryota, Metazoa, Nematoda, Chromadorea, Rhabditida, Meloidogynidae. The record is from the annotation of a GenBank genome assembly.
UGACUAAGAUGUUGUUGAUGAUAAGAAAAUAUGAAAAAAGGAAAAAGAAAGAAAUUCUCGACCUUAUAUUUUUAAGAAAGGUUUUUGUAUUUAUUUUGAAGGGCGGCAGGAAAGGAAGGGGAGAGGGAGGUGACUUGCUCUGCUUGAAGGACGUUUACGUUCACCUGGCGACCGAACCAUUUAUUUUUCUUCUUUUUUUAGCACUUGACUUUCUUCUAGUUUAAAAUUGAGAAACAAAAUCUUUCACAUAUCUCAAUUAUCUCUCUACCAUUUUACCUUUAUUCUGCGCACCCAUUUUCCCUUUAUUGCCAGCCGUCUUAAAAAGGGAGGAAGGUGACUUUAAAGUCUUUUUUAAAUCAAUACAAAAUUGAUUUCUAUUUUUAUUUUUCGAUAAAUAAAUAUUUUUUUAUGAUUUUUUCCUUUUAAAUAUUUUUAAAAAUAAUUUAAUUAAUGAAGAAAAUAUUUUAAUAAUUUUAAAAUGAAAUAAUAAAAUAAAUUAAAUGGACGACAUUGCAUCUAUAGAAUCUGUUGAACCUCUUGAUCAGAUAAGCUUUUGGUGCCUCACAAUAUCUACAAUGUUCAAAUUGGUAGCAAUGGGUGUUACAAUUUUUGUAUUGCCUUUUAAUGAUUGGAUUCAUUUGGAAAAAGAUGGAAGCCAAAUGAUUAUUAUUAGAGGUAUUUCCGGAAGUGAUUGUGUUUAUGAAAAUGUUAACGCAAAAAUUCGUUGUACAAGAUGGAACGACCCUUUGGAAAAUAGGGAAAAAUUUUGGUCAGGUUUCAAUUUGAAUGCUGUCCAAAUUGAAAGGCCUAGUGGAAUGUAUCGAGCACUCUUUUAUUUUGUACUCCUACAAUUAUUGCUUUUUGUAUUUGACAUUGGAGCCUCAAUGGUUAUGUGCCGUAGGUAUAGAUUUCAAAAGGAUGGUGAAACAGUUGAGAAAAGGAUAUCAAUGGCUUUAACAGGCAUAAUAUUAUUCUUCCACUUUGUAAUUAUUUUUACAACAAUUUCUGCCAAUUCAGACUUCACCAAUUCCUUGCCACCUUUUGAUAGUUGUAUGGGGACAGCUUUUAAAUUAUUUGUUGGAAUGUUUAUAAUUUUCGGUAUUGGGUGUUUUCUAACACAUUUUUCAAGAAUUUUGUUAAUUCGAGAAAAAAGGAAGGGAAGGCAAGAUUUUCAAUUAAAUAAUGGAGGAGGAAGGGGAGCAGCUAUGGAAUUGAUGUGA